This is a messenger RNA of Danaus chrysippus (African queen), 312 nucleotides long. The record is from the annotation of a GenBank genome assembly. Lineage: Eukaryota; Metazoa; Arthropoda; Insecta; Lepidoptera; Nymphalidae.
AUGAGUAAAUUAUAUCGGAUCGUGAUUGCAAUAUUGAGAGACGUAACAAGUGGUGCAUCUGGGAUACGGGAGGUCCAGAUCGAUAAGAGGCUGUGGGCGGCCCGGGGGUCCGCGGCGGCGCCCUGCAGCAGCGACGCAAACACCCCCCCUCACCCCCGCCGUCCCAGACGCCCUGUAAUAUCGUUAGUAUCCUGCCACGUCACCUCAAACGUGCGCCAGACUACAUUUUUAUUAUCAUCCCCAAUACCUUCCCUGAUUGCCCUCCCUGAGCCUCAAUGCAAUCUUGUAACACUUCUACAGCUUCGUAUUUAA